GCUCAGCAGCAGGACGUAGCGGUCCAUGGCCCGGCGGGACGCGGACGGAGCCGCCGCCGCCGCCGCCGCCGCUCCGAACGGCCCGCGCUGCCGCCCUUGCACCGCCCCUCGCAGCGAAGCGCUUCCGCUUCCCGCCGGUGCGGCGGCCAAGGGGCUCUGCUUCCCGUCAGCCGCGGCGGCAGGGCGGCUAUGGCCAGUUUCACCAAGGCGGCCCAGCAAUGGGCUACUUUUGCCAGAGCCUGGUAUCUCCUCGAUGCGAAGUUGCAGCCGCCAGGAAAAAUAGCAGCUGAGACUGUAAUCAGGCUCGAAGGCAGGCAUAAACCUAUUUAUCACGCACUAAGUGACUGCGGAGAUCAUGUUGUCAUAAUAAAUACAAGACACAUUGCCUUCUCUGGUAACAAAUGGGAACAGAAAGUAUAUUCGUCACAUACUGGCUAUCCUGGUGGUUUCAAACAGGUGACAGCAACUCAGCUCCAUUUGAAGGAUCCAACUGCUAUUGUUAAACUCACUAUUUAUAGAAUGCUUCCAAAAAACCUUCAGAGAAGAACUAUGAUGCAGAGGCUGCACCUGUUCCCAGAUGAUGUUAUUCCAGAAGAUAUAGAGAAGAAUCUUCUACAAGAGAUUCCUCAGCCACGUGUAGUCCCCAAGAGGUUAGAUGAAUAUACACCAGAAGAAGUUGCUGCCUUUCCAAAGGUUUGGACUCCACCUAAAGAUUUUCGAUGGAAGUAACAACAAUGAAAGAAGAACCAUCAGGAAUGUCUCUUCUCCUUGAAAAUAAUUUCUUCUACCGUGGAAGCAUCUGUGCAUCUCGGUAAAUCUGGUACAGAAUGUUUCUGAUGGGUGUUAGCAAACUUUAUUUGGAAAGAUUGUAAAAAUUACUGUGUUUGAAACAGCUAAGAAUAGAUAAUAUUCUAUUAAUAAUUGUUAAUACCAGCGGCACUCUGUGGUGUAUGAUCUGGAAUUUGUUAAUUACAUCUGAUUUAAUAGUAUUAUUAAAGAAUUGAUACAUUUUUUAUUAAUGUUUGCACCUCAUGGGAACAAUACACUGUUCACUGAAAUGAAGUGUCUCACACUAAAGGUUGCAGAACUUGAAUUCCAUGCAAUAAGAGCAGUUGUGGUCGCAGAGCUCCCACAAAUGGCACGCUGUCAGUAAAUGAUCUGAUUUGCUCUUCUGGUAAAAGAAGUGAUCAAUCCAUCCUUACACAGCUUGAUGAAUGGCAGAAUGCCAGGCUCAGUUCAGAAAAAAUGAAUUGUUCAUGUAGAACUCGUUCUCUCUUUGUGGGAUGUAAAAAACCCGGUGGCUUGAGCUGUUACCCUGCAAUAGAUUAUGUGGUUCUUUUGAAAGCCGCUUCUAGAAUGCAGUGUAUGCAUCAGAUGAAAUUCAUAGUGAAGUUUUGCUGAGUGCAUAUCUACGUAGGCCUGCAGUAUCCUUGUCUUUUUAGGUGAACGUACCCAUGGAAGUAACUGUGGUGGUGGUGGUAAGCAAAAUCAAACUUAUUCCAGAGCCAAGUUGCAUUAGGAAAACAGCUCAGGGCAGGUACCAAAUACACAUGUGUGCAUACUGUAAUCAUGUUAGAGGGAAGAAAACUAUUAUUAGAAGAUACAUCUUGGAGAAAUGAGGAGGCAGUGGCAUUUGUGAUGGCCAUUUUUUAUGUCCUAUGGGAGUUUAUCUCACAGUCUUCAGCAGCCUUCUAGAAAGAGGUUUCCUGCACUACAUGCUUUGCCUGUAGUUCAACCUGUUCCUCAUGACCAAAGACGUAUUGGUCACCGACCAUAAUUUUUCAUCCUCAAGCUUUGGCCUUUUUUUGAUAUGGUGUACCAUAUAGUGUGCUUGGAACACUGAAAAUUAAGCCAAAAGGUGUUAAAUAUAAUCCUAAUACUGUUUCAUUCUUGAUAUGUAGACAUUACAUGAUUGUCAGCAGGAGAGUUGCUACCUGUAACAUUUGGUCUGCCACAGAAAGCAGGCGAGCAGACCCCCACCCCAUCUAGGCAUAGCCUUUGCAGAUGGCACACUUUGGGCUUGCAGUGCUGUUUACCAACUAAACCACCCAUUUGGGGCUGUAAAGAGUAUUUUCUUAAGUGGUUCUUCCUCCCCAGGAGUAGAUUCUGACAGCCCAGCACAGAUUUUCUGGAAGACCUCACUGAAAUAACAGACAGUAAAGGCAGAUCAUAUGGAGAUACUCUUCCUUCCUUUCCCCUCUUAAAUGGAAAUCUGAUUUUGAUUCAAGUCACAGCAACACGCCUUCCUCACUUAAAGAAUGUAUUAAAGAAUGAAGCAGCAGCAUAUUUAUUAUGAAAACCAAAUGAGGAAACUGGAGUGUUGAAUGAUGCAAAAAUAAGUUUAAAAUUAUUUUACUUCUGCAAAUUACUUCCCUGAAGUUCAUUAUUGCUUUUCUGCUCAGAAAACCCUCAAGUGUUUUCUGUAUCUGUUUUAUACAGACAUCAUAUAGGAAGAAAAACAUUGGUUUAUUUAUAAGCAUAUUUCAUCAUAUGAACUAAUGGAUUGGUAUCAGGCAUUUCUUUGGCAUUCAGAUGGGCUUAUCCCAGGAAAUGUUCCUGUCCAGUGAACGUGCAGAUUUCAUUUCCAAGUCAGUAACCACAUUUCAUGAACUAGUAAAAGUAUUUUUAAAAGCAGUAGGUUAAAAUAAAUGCUCUUUUUUGCAUAAGGACACAGUACAUAUACUUUAUUGGGAAGAUCUGGGUGGCAUCAGCUGUUCAUCCUGUGCUAAAUACUUCACAGUCAGCAACUUCAGUUUCUUAGGCUGUCUGGAAAAACAGGAGCCGUUCCUGAUUAUUCGGAGACUGACUUUUGGAGAAAAUGUUGACCAUAUGCAUCUUUUUGGCACACAUACAAAUCCUGAAUAAUAUUUUUAUAACUUGGUGGUGCCCACCAGUUACAUUUUAUUGCCCAGGUUUACCCAGGAAGUGAACAUACGACAAAUGAUGCAUGAAGCAUUUUGGUUAGUGGGGUGCCAGUAAAUGUCGUUAUGAAAGUAAAGCAAAUUAGCUGGUGCAGUUAAAGUUUGGGCUUUAGUCUAUAAAUUAAGUUAUAAAAUUUUAA
This is a messenger RNA of Strigops habroptila (Kakapo), 3061 nucleotides long. It is a transcript of the gene MRPL13, whose product is annotated as mitochondrial ribosomal protein L13. Gene Ontology annotation, biological process: negative regulation of translation; translation. Bases 190 to 729 code for a protein of 179 amino acids. The record is from RefSeq and is a predicted model, not a curated record. The transcript has 7 exons. Gene Ontology annotation, molecular function: mRNA binding; structural constituent of ribosome. Gene Ontology annotation, cellular component: ribosome; mitochondrial large ribosomal subunit. NCBI's taxonomy places the organism in Eukaryota, Metazoa, Chordata, Aves, Psittaciformes, Psittacidae.